AUGCGGGGAGGAGCACUCGAACCCUCCUCGCCAGCCUCACCUUCCACUCGAGCUCGGGCAGCCGCCGCCGGCCGGCUCCGCGAGCCGCCGAGCCGGCCGCCGGCGGCCAGCCUAUCGCGCGCUUGCUGCCUCGCCAGCCCGAGCCCAAGCCGGUGGCCUGUGUGCGGCCCUUAUCCGAGCGCCGGCGCUGCCAACCGUUUGGAUGAAACCCCAUCUGCCGAAUUCCCAGUACCGCCGGCGUCCUCCCCAGCCGACUGGCCCGCCGUCGCCGAGGCACCGCCGCAGCCGCUGCUUGCUCCCCAUGUCAGCCACAUUUGGCGCCGAGCCCCAUGGCGAGGAGGCCAGGGUUGCCAGCUGCCCAGCCCAGCAUGCCACGCCACGCAGCCUGGAACCUCUCCCGCCGGCGCCUCCGACCCCGAGCACCCCACUUGCCCGCCGGUCGCAAGCGCCGGCCUCGUGCGAGCCGCCGCCGCCGGCCAAGACGCCCGCCGCCCCGUCAGUCUGCGCAACCGAGCCGAGCUCGGGUGGCGGCUAUUAUCCGAGCUACAGAACGGGCCACGCUGGCUGGUUAGCGCGAAUACCCCUCCGUCCCCCGGACCGUCCUGCAGCCCGCACUCGGCGCGGCGUGCCCGGAGCUCCCCGGCCCUCCGCGCGUGGCCGCCUGAAACCGGCGCGAGCUCGUAG
This is a messenger RNA of Ananas comosus (pineapple), 684 nucleotides long. RefSeq names its product translation initiation factor IF-2-like. The record is from RefSeq and is a predicted model, not a curated record. Lineage: Eukaryota; Viridiplantae; Streptophyta; Magnoliopsida; Poales; Bromeliaceae. The transcript has 2 exons. Bases 1 to 684 code for a protein of 227 amino acids.